This is a messenger RNA of Microtus ochrogaster (prairie vole), 837 nucleotides long. It is a transcript of the gene Gtsf1l, whose product is annotated as gametocyte specific factor 1 like. Lineage: Eukaryota; Metazoa; Chordata; Mammalia; Rodentia; Cricetidae. The record is from RefSeq and is a predicted model, not a curated record.
ACAGGGUAACAGCCCUUUGAGUUGAAGGGUUGUAUAGCCUGCUAACUUCACCUCCUUGGAAGCUACUGUUUGGGCUCUUGUAUCUGCUUGAGUUACCUUCUCUUACAGCCGUUUGCUGGCUUUCUCUGCAUAGCUGUUGCUGACAGAACUUGAAGAGUAAGAAUUUCACUCCAGAGUCCCAAGAGCCAAAGCUUGGCGGAAGACAGUACAAUCUUUCUUACAAAAAGGCUUUUUCUUGAGAGGUGUGCCACUGUGCGAGACAACCUGGCUUCAAGUCAAGUCCCCAUGGAGCCAGAAUCCAUAGAAAUUUGUCCUUAUAACCCUCACCACCGAAUCCCACUCAGCAGACUCCAGUACCACCUGGCAUCAUGCAGGAAGAAGAACCCUAAGAAAGCCAAAAAGAUGGCCAGCUGUAAAUACAAUGCUUGCCACGUGGUCCCCAUCAGAAAGUUGGCUGAACAUGAAGCUACUUGUGUCAACCGAAGCUCCCUGGAGGAAGAGGACACGCUGAGCCCUCUUCACGUUAGUCUCCCAGAGCCGCAGACCGAGGACACACUACCAGUCCGUUGGCUUUCCAACCCUGAUAUAUGGAAUGUUGAUGGUGCCAACUCUCACCCAAUGUUCGUGCUUAAGAGUUUUGUUCCCCAAAAACUUGUUUGUGAAAGUGACACACAAGAGUCACAGAGAGAAACCAAAACCCAGAAGAUCCUCGAGCCAAGACCAGGAGGGCAAACCUCUAGCAGGAAGAAGAGGGCUCUCAAAUGCAUGGAUAGACGCGAAUCUCAAGACGCGAAUCUCAAAAUAAAAAACCUGCAAAGUAACUGGCCCUGCUGCUGA